Messenger RNA from Carya illinoinensis, 3438 nucleotides. RefSeq lists its product as uncharacterized. The coding region runs from base 1 to 3438 and encodes 1145 amino acids. The record is from RefSeq and is a predicted model, not a curated record. The transcript has 5 exons. NCBI's taxonomy places the organism in Eukaryota, Viridiplantae, Streptophyta, Magnoliopsida, Fagales, Juglandaceae.
AUGAGAAGUGAUCAUGGAAAAGAACCUGCAAAAAGAAUCUUGUAUAGAGAUUUACCAGAAGAGAAAAAGGAAGAGAUCCGUAGAAAACAAAGAGAAAGAUAUGCUAAACAAAAAGCAUCCAAAAGGAACUCGAUUCGUAUAAAUGAUUUCGAUACAUCUAUUGGUGAUCAAACGACUACGUCGAUUGCUCGAUAUUCAAACAAUGAUAUCCAAUAUACAGACAACAUUCAAGACUUUAGUCUUGUUCAAAGAGUAUCAAAGAGAAAGCGAAAUUCUGAUGUUCAUAUUGAUAUCGUUGAAGAGGAUUCGUCUCGUCAAGUAUGCGUUAUUCCUGAUGUUGAAGUCUGUGUCAUUAAUUCAGAGACAAAUUCAUCCAUAAACAAUGUCUUCGAAUCUUCUAAUCAACUCUUUAUCCCGCAGGAUCCACAUGUUGUUCAAGAGGAGUCGAGCUACGAUACAAAUAUGCUGACACCUUGUAGGGGUCAAUCGCAUCACGGUUCCGUCGGAUUUAGACAAUUGUUGAAGGUACUGCCAUUUGAAGCAUAUUCUCUGCCAUUAGUCCCCAGCUGCAUACAUUGUAAAGCAAAGCGAUUCCACCAUGAAACAACUGGCUUUUGCUGUGCUGAUGGAACAAUUUCUUUAGCCACAAAUGAUGUUCCUGAUCAGCUUUAUGCAUUGUUUACCUCCAACACAGAUGAAUCUACACAUUUUAGGACAUACAUUCGAACUUAUAAUAACAAGUUCGCUUUUACAUCCUUUGGAGUGAAGUUUGAUAAAGAUCUUUGCAGGAGAAAUAGAGGAAUCUAUACUUUUAGAACUCAAGGACAGAUCUAUCACUAUAUCAACGAUUUGGUUCCUUCAAAUCGUCAUCCUUCUUAUCUCCAGUUGUAUUUCUAUGAUACAGAACAUGAAUUAGAAAAUCGCAUUUCUGAUUCAAAUAGAAUGGAUCCAUCAAUUGUCACUCAACUCAUUGAUAUUCUUCGCAUCAAUCCGUAUUCUAUUUUUUUCCGCUCUCUUGGUGAUUUGCCAGAUUUGGAAAAUCAAAUAAUUCAUAUAAGAUCAGAUGCUGGCCUAGAUCAACGUGUAUUCAAUGCCCCCACAUCUUCACAAGUUGCAGCGAUAUGGGUAGAAAAUGAUGAUGAAGAUCAACUAAGAGGACGUGACAUUUUUGUCUUUAACCAUUCUGGUGGAAGUCAUAUAGUUCAGUACUAUUUUGGGUGUUAUGAUCCAUUGCAAUAUCCAUUGUUAUUUCCAUUUGGCGAUGUUGGUUGGCAUCAAGGGAUUGAAAGGAUUAGUAGAGGAAGGAGAUCUACAUAUAACGAAACAAACGGAUCAAUAAAUCCUCAACAAUCAGUGACUGCAGAAGAAUUACUUGCAAAAGAACAACGAGCGUCAAACAGAAAAAGGAAGGAUCCAGUUGUUUCAUGCCGUGAAUAUUAUUGCUACAAAUUACAAAUCAGAGAAAAUGUCAGAUCAAUUUUGCUACUUUCUGGUCGACUAUUGCAACAAUUUGUAGUAGAUAUGUAUGUUAAGAUCGAGACGUCAAGAUUAGAUUAUUUUAGGAAGAAGCAACAACAUAUUCGAUCAGAGUUAUAUCAAGGUAUUGUUGAUACAAUUACGCUUGGGGAAACAAACGCUUCUAAUGUUGGAAAACGAAUUAUACUACCUUCAUCAUUUAUUGGAGGUCCAAGAGACAUGAGAAAAAGAUAUAUGGAAGCAAUGGCUUUAGUUCAGCGUUAUGGCAAACCAGACAUUUUCUUAACAAUGACAUACAAUCCAAAUUGGAAAGAAAUUACAAAUGAACUACAUCUGCAUGAGGAGAGUCAGAAUCGACCUGAUUUGGUUGCUCGAGUCUUUCGUGCAAAACUAGAAGAAUUAAAGGAUCAAUUAUUCAAGAGGAAAAUAUUUGGUCAAGUCUUAGCAUAUGUCUACGUUAUUGAGCAUCAAAAGAGAGGUCUUCCACAUGCGCAUUUUUUAAUUAUCUUACAGAAGGAUUGGAAGGUCUAUGCGCCUGAAUCUUUUGACGAGAUCGUAUCAGCAGAGAUACCUGAUAAAAAUACAAACUUGCACUUGCAUAACGCUGUUGUAAAGCAUAUGAUGCAUGGGCCAUGUGGAGUGUUAAACCCAACAAAUGUUUGCAUGAAGAAAAAUGGUUGUUGCAAAAGUAAUUAUCCAAAAAAUUACGCAUCUGCUACAACCGUUGGAAAUGAUUGCUUCCCAAUAUAUAGGCGUUCAAACAAUGGAGUAACUGUCAAAGUCAGAAGUCAAAAUUUAGAUAAUCGUUGGGUUGUUCCAUAUAAUCCAUAUCUGCUUGCAACAUUCGACUGUCACAUUAAUGUCGAGAUUUGUUCUACGAUAAAAGCAGUCAAAUAUCUUUAUAAAUACAUUUAUAAAGGACAUGAUCGUGUUGCUUUCAACUUGAUUUCUGAACAAAACAAUCAACAAGUUGAUGAAAUCCAACAAUUCCAAUCGGCCCGAUGGAUUGCUCCCCCCGAAGCUAUGUGGAGAAUAUAUGGCUUUAUUAUUAAUGAGAUGUACCCAGCAGUGUAUAGUUUACAUUUACAUCUGGAGGAUCAACACCCAAUGACUUUCCGAGCAAAUGAUGAUCUAAUCAAUGUUGUCAACUUAGAUCGUUCUAGAAAAUCGAUGUUAACAGAAUUUUUUGCAUUAAAUCGAGUAGACGAGAAUGCAAAGAGAUUACUGUAUAAAGAAUUUCCAGAAUAUUAUGUUUGGAACCAACAAAACAAAGAUUGGACUCCUCGGAAAAAGAAAACUAUUAUAGGCCGUAUUGUUACAGCAAAUCCAUUUGAAGGCGAAAGGUAUUAUCUGCGGAUAUUGCUAAACCAUGUAAGAGGACCUUUGUCGUUUGACGAUCUCAAGACAGUUGAUGGUGUUGUGGCUCCAACAUUUCGCGAGGCAGCAACAAUGCAUGGGUUGCUACAGAGAGACAGUAGCUUAGAAGAUUGUUUACAGGAAGCAUCUUUAUAUCAAGUGCCAUCCAGUUUGAGACGGUUAUUUGCAACAAUAUUGGUUUAUUGUAAUCCAACCAAUCCGAGGGAGCUUUGGGAACGUUUUGAGCAAGAUAUGUCAGCUGAUUUCAAAUCAACAGAAGAUUCUAUAUCAAAUGUAAGAACCCAAGUAUUGAGGUCAAUCUCUUUUACAAUUGAAUCAAUGGGGAAAGACAUUAAUUCCUACCAUCUUCUUGAUGACAACAUUUGCUUCGAUGAAGAAGAAUUUCAAUCUAGAGAAAUCGAUGAUGAAUUGGCUGUUGAAAUUCCAGAAGAAGAUAUUGCUGCAUCACAAUUUCUUAAUAGUGAACAACAACAUGUCUAUAACACAGUGCUGGAAAAAGUAUUUGCAAACCAAAAUGUUGCAUUCUUUGUAGAUGGCCCAGGUGGGACAGAGCACUUCUCGCAACAGUACGAUCAAGAAAAUUAG